UUUUUUCGUUUUUUUGGGUUUACAUUGUUUGGUUAAUUGAUUUGUUUUACUAUGAGAAAGAAUGCAAGAAGUAAUCUCAAUCUUCGACGCGAGAAUUGAGUUUGAUCUGAGUUUUUGAUUUUUUUUUUGAAGUUUUUGGGUUGUUUAAAUUCUAGGAGUUUUGAUUUUAUUGAGUUUGGAAUAAAUGGCGAAUGGACUGAUCCAACAAUGGUGUCAAAGGUGAUGGAGUUGAGUAAGGAGUUGAGUAGGUUAAUCCAAUUAAUCUUGGAUGAAGAUGACUCCCGGCCUGAAACUUUCGAUCAAGCUAUGGAAAUUCUCUCUGCUCUGAAGGAUUUUAAAUGCAAGAAGUCGCUCUCGCAUAAGGUUGAUACUAUCGCGUGUCCCGAUCUUUUCCGGUGCCCUCUUUCCAAGGAACUCAUGAAGGACCCUGUUGUCUUGGCUAGCGGAGAGACCUAUGAUCGACCAUUUAUUCAGAAGUGGUUAAAAGAUGGGAAUCUGAUUUGCCCCAAGUCCAAAGAGAUCAUCUCCCAAUCCGUUCUAAUUCCCAAUCUCUUGGUCCAGGACAUCAUUUCUGAAUGGUGCAAGAACCAGGGAAUCAAGCUACCURACCCAGCUCAGGAUUCCGACGAAGAAGGGAUCACACAGGUAGCCAUACAACAUUUUGAGUCUUUGCUUGACGCUAUACUAUCUAAUAAUCUUUCAGGGCAGAAAAGGGCGGCAAAAGAGUUCCGGCGGCUGACCAAACGAGAGACCUCAUUCAGGAUUCUAUUUGGCCGGAUUCCACAUGCCAUUGAUCAAUUGCUCAUGCCCAUCACAUCAGGCCGGGCAUCUUUUGUUCCUGACCUCCAAGAAGAUGUAAUAACAACAGUUUUGAAUCUUUCAAUCCAUGACAGUAACAAAAAACUUGUUGCAGAGACUCCGAAGGCAAUUCCUCUGCUUGUUGAGUCCUUAAUGUCUGGAACAAUUGAUACAAGGAGAAAUGCAGCUGCAGCCCUGUUCACAUUAUCAGCCCUCGAUUCCAACAAGGUCCUAAUUGGGAAGUCAGGGGCUCUUAAACCCCUUAUCAAGCUUGUAGAUGAAGGACACCCAUUAGCAAUGAAGGACGCAGCUUCAGCAAUCUUCACUCUUUGCUUCACCUUCGAGAACAGGGCGAGAACUGUUGAUGAUGGGGCAGUGGAGGUGAUCCUAAAGAAGAUCAUGGAGCGGAUAUUGGUUGAUGAGUUGCUAGCAAUCCUUGCUAUGCUAUCUAGCAAUCAGAAGGCUGUUAAGGAAAUGGCUGAUCAUGGUGCUGUGCCAUGUUUGCUUAGCAUCAUCAAAGAGACUUCCUCUGGACACAAUAAAGAGAACUGUGUGGUUAUCCUCUACAGCAUUUGUUUUUCUGAUCGGACAAAGUGCAAGGAAAUCAGAGCAGACGAAAAUGCCCAUGGCACCAUGUCACAGAUUGCACAGAAUGGGACACCAAGGGCUAAGAGAAAGGCUAACGGCAUCCUGGAGAGACUUAAUAGAGUUGCUAUUAAUACACAUACAGCCUGACAAAUUCCCUUUACAACAUAUUUUCUGUAGAUAUUGUUUCUUCUUUCAACAUCCUACACAUUUGUCCAAUUGGGUACUCUGUAAAAAGAUUUACAUUCACAUACAUGUUUCAUAUUCAAACCCUAGACUUAUGGGUAACACAGAACACUAGACCUGUAUCUCUUAA
Molecule: messenger RNA, 1699 nt
Organism: Nelumbo nucifera (sacred lotus)
Lineage: Eukaryota; Viridiplantae; Streptophyta; Magnoliopsida; Proteales; Nelumbonaceae
Product: U-box domain-containing protein 9-like
Biological process (GO): protein ubiquitination
Molecular function (GO): ubiquitin-protein transferase activity; protein binding
Source: RefSeq, a predicted model, not a curated record